UUUGUUUAUUAAAAAUUUUAUUUUAAUCAUUUUUAACUCAAAUAUCAUUAUUUUUCGUUGAUUUAAAAUAAAAUGUAAUGAAGAAAAGAAUUAAAAAACAAUUUUUGAGUUAAUAAUGAUAUUAUGACGUAAAAAAUCGGGGAAGUCCCAUUUUAUUUCGAAAUCAUUGAGUGAGGCGUGUCGUGGUGUAAAGGUUAUUUGAUAAUUUCGUUUUCUCCUCAGUUUUAUUUAUAUCUCACUGUUUAUUGUGAGUUUAAUGAGUUAGUUAACUAAGUUGGUGCGCCGCUAUUGUUUAAAAGUUUAUUUUUUAUAACCUCCAAAAAAUUUUUUUUAAUUACUUCAAGUUUAAUCGUAAUUAAACGUUUCAAUCGACGAGAAUUGAUUCAUUUAGUUGAAACGUCACCUUGGAGUCAACAAUUAUUAAUAAUUUAAGGCGAAUUCAUCGAAAUCAUGUCCAAGGAACCAGAUCUAUCUAAAUUAACAAUGGAAGAUGGUGUCGAACACGAAAUUUGUGGAAAUUGCAAAAAAGAAAUUCCUCACUUUAAUUAUGUGAUGCACACCGCUCAUUGUGCCAGGAACAUCACUUUAUGUCCCAUUUGUAAAGAACCAAUACCGAAAAAUCAAUUCGAGGAGCACAAAGGCUCGCAUAAAACCACAACAAAGCCGACAACGUCGAGGAAAAUCGAAGAAAAAGUCGAUUUUCCACGUCAACUAUCGAAAUCGCACCAAAACUCAGGGGCUACGCCGAAAAAAUUAGACGAAUUUAACUUAAAAGAUCCCGGGAGUAAAUUGAAAGUGCGCAGGGAGAAAGAAAAGGGUGAAAUGGUUAAGAAGGAGGAAAAUAAAUUUAGUAGGGAAGCUAAUUUUGAGUAUCAAGCACCCAAAAACGUGGCUAAUAAUCUCUUGGCUUGUCGAUAUUGUGAUUUGGAGCUUGUCAAGUUGGAUUUGGAGGACCACGAAAAUUAUUGCGGAAGUAGAACUGAUAAAUGCAACGUUUGUGGGGAAUUGGUCAUGUUUAAAUAUAAAAAGUUGCAUGAAGAAUCAAAUCAUGGAUUUUUAAAACUAAAUGAUGAACCAGGUCCAACAGCUAGUUGGGACUCGAGCACUCAAAGAAGUGAACAACGCCGUGAACAACCCCCUCCGAUUUACACCGUAAACAGCAUAGAUUUUUCCCCACUCUAUCGAUCCUACAGCAACGAUUACAACUUGCAAUCAGACGAGAAGAGGGAAAGUUACAAAGAUAUAUCAAGACGCCUCGAUUGUAAAACGGAAUACAUACGUAACUUGCUACACGACACUGCGAGCAUCACCGUUCCGUUACGUAGAAGCGGAACAGCUCCUCGAAAUCAUUUUAAUCACUCAAAAGGGCAAGCUCCACAACCGCCAACCUCAGCUCUUCGAAAACCAAAUCCACCAACCGAAUUAACCAUCCCGUGCGAAUUCUGCAACACUCCGAUCCCGCACGAAGAUUUAAUCCAACACGAAACUGGUUGUAGACCGGAUUUGGCACGAUUUAAUCCAAAGAGGCGAUCUCCAUCUCCGAGCGAUGAUGAUUAUUUUUAUAGGACCCAAGAUGAAACGCCGCAAUCGCCGGAAGUUGAAUUACCAUGCGAAUUUUGUUCGGAUAUGUUUCCGGCUUCUCAGUUAUUAAGACAUCAGUUGUCCUGUAAUUAAAAUUUGCAAAAAAAAAUGAAUAAAAAGCUUUUUUUGUGUUAUUUGAGGAAAAUGGAAAUGUUGAAAUCUCUUUAUUUUGAGUUUAUUGUAAGUUUCUAUUUAAAUAAAAAAAAUUUUGUUGAC
Messenger RNA from Onthophagus taurus, 1797 nucleotides. The record is from RefSeq and is a predicted model, not a curated record. NCBI's taxonomy places the organism in Eukaryota, Metazoa, Arthropoda, Insecta, Coleoptera, Scarabaeidae.